GUGAACCUGCUGGAGCAAGAUCAACACAACGCCAUUUUCACCGUCUACAGACCCGGACACAUGACUCUGGCCUGAGAUCCAACUCCUUUCCUGUAGUCUCUUGUCAUACAUUAUAAUAAUGUGAUUAUACUUGUGCGUUUGGCUGCACUGUAUUUGUGAUCCUGCUGUUGAAAUCAGAUCGCCAGUGGCAGAAACUACCCCCGUCGCUCCGGAAGACACAGAACCGGUCAGACUGUCCGAUCACAGUCUCAAAUCAUCGCGCUAAGUUCGUUAAAAAUUAUAUUAACUUUGAGUGUGGUGGUGGGAGACGAAGAAACAAAUCCUCUUACGCUUGUGAGUGAUCUGGAUGUUCCGGAGAACGGAUGCGUGAGGACAUGUCGAGCGUGGUGUGUGUGAAGGAGACGGAGGAUCAAGGGGACCCCGGUGAGAAGCUGUCACAGGAUGAGCUCUUGUGUCGGACCCGGGAGGUCAUGCAGGGGCUGGAGGCUCUGCGAGCGGAGCACCAGGUCAUCCUGGACGGUCUGAUGGGGACUCUGCGCUGCCUCAAACAAAAUCAGGAGGGUCGUGGUGUGGAGGAGAAGACGACUAUGAUCCAACGCUCACUGGAGAUGCUGGAGCUGGGUCUCAGUGAGGCACAGGUCAUGAUGGCUCUAUCAGGGCACUUGAGCGCAGUGGAGGCAGAGAAACAGAAGCUUCGAGCACAGGUGCGGAGACUGUGUCAGGAGAACCAGUGGUUGAGGGAUGAGCUAGCAGAAACCCAGCAGCGGCUGCAGAAGAGCGAGCAGAGCGUCGCACAGCUGGAAGAGGAGAAGAAACAUCUGGAGUUCAUGAACCAGCUUAAGAAAUAUGACCAGGACCUCAGCCCAUCUGAUGAUAAGGACUCUGAUUCCAGCAGGGAGACACUGGAUGAUCUUUUCCCAGAUGAGCAGGAUGAGCCGGGGCCUGGCAUCCAGCCUCUUCACAGCAGUGCAGUAGCAGCGGCGCAGCAGGGUGGGUACGAGAUCCCCGCUCGUCUCAGGACCCUCCACAACCUGGUGAUCCAGUACGCCUCACAGGGCCGCUACGAAGUAGCCGUCCCUCUCUGCAAACAGGCUCUGGAAGAUCUGGAGAAAACCUCUGGCCAUGACCAUCCAGAUGUAGCCACCAUGCUCAACAUUCUCGCCCUAGUUUACAGGGACCAGAAUAAAUACAAAGAGGCUGCAAACCUCCUCAACGAUGCUCUGGCUAUCAGAGAGAAGACACUGGGCAGAGACCACCCUGCGGUGGCUGCCACGCUGAACAACCUGGCCGUUCUUUAUGGCAAGCGUGGAAAGUAUAAAGAAGCAGAGCCUCUGUGUAAAAGGGCGCUGGAGAUACGAGAGAAGGUGUUAGGAAAGGACCACCCUGAUGUUGCGAAGCAGCUGAAUAAUCUGGCGCUGCUGUGUCAGAAUCAGGGAAAGUAUGAAGAGGUAGAAUACUACUAUCAGAGAGCCCUGGAGAUCUACCAAACCAAACUGGGCCCUGAUGACCCCAACGUGGCCAAGACCAAAAACAACCUGGCAUCAUGCUAUCUGAAGCAGGGAAAGUUUAAACAGGCAGAGACUCUAUAUAAAGAGAUCCUCACCAGAGCCCACGAGAGGGAAUUUGGCUCUGUAGAUGAUGAGAACAAACCUAUCUGGAUGCAUGCAGAGGAAAGAGAAGAACAGAGCAAGGGCAAGGAGAAGGAUGGCUCUCGUUUCGGAGAGUACGGUGGCUGGUACAAGGCCUGUAAAGUAGACAGCCCCACUGUGACAACCACACUGAAGAAUCUGGGAGCUCUGUACAAGCGACAGGGAAAGUUUGAGGCUGCUGAGACUCUGGAGGAAGCGACUCUGCGUUCCAGAAAACAAGGUCUGGACACGACACAUAAGCAGCGUGUGGCAGAGGUCCUGGGAGACCCUGAAGUACGAGAGAAGCAGAGUAGUCGCGAGAGCUUGAACUCUGAUACAGUCAAGUACGAAAGCGGCCCAGACGGAGGAGAGGAAGUGAGUAUGAGCGUGGAGUGGAACGGGGACGGCUCUGGGUCACUGAAGCGCAGUGGUUCCUUCAGCAAACUACGGGCCUCAAUUCGACGCAGCAGUGAGAAACUGGUCCGCAAGCUCAAGGGAGGCGGCUUACGAGAAAACGAACCGAAAAAUCCUGGCCUGAAGAGGGCCAGUUCUCUUGGAGUUCUCAACGUGAUGGAUAAACCUGUGGGAGAACUCGAAGAACGAAAUAAUCGUCUAAGGAAAGGACGGGACCUGUGUUCCAGUCAGACUGAUCUGGCACAUUGAAGGUCUGCUUCUGGAUAUGGGAUGAAGAGAGUAAUAAGAGGUCUCUGAGUUCAGUUUUAUUCAGAAAAACCUUCUCUGGGGGUUGCUUUUGUUUUCAAGGCCUGUAUAUGUAUUUUAUAUCUCUGACGCUUUUACAACUAGCUGUGGAAAUGACUCGAACCUGUCAAAAUGUCCUUGAACCAAAGUGCACAACAAAUUAGAAAUACAUUGAAGUGCUAUUCAGGCUAGAUCAGUAAGAAAGUUUUGCUGCUUUUUUUUUUUUUUAGUUCCCUUCUGGGGGUGGUGGGGUACUUUUGACUUUUUUGUUUGUUUUAUGAGACUGUUGUUACGAAUUAAGGAUUAUAGUGACUUGUGUGAUAGAAGUGUGCAUCUUUUUAGUGAAGUCACUAAAUGUUCUGCCACUGACAACCUACAUAAUGUUUAUAUUUGAGUAACAUCAAAGGACCAUGGGACUUAUGUACUAAUUCCCUUUAUGAAAGGAGCUACACCAAUGUUUAUGAAGGUCAAUGUUUACAUGAGUGAUGAUUCAGUGAUUCACAUUUUAUUUUACUACUUUUAAAAAGUGGGGUCCAUGCCUUUUUUUAUCUCGCUUGGAAAACAAGACACAAGAAACAGUCCUUCCUCAAACAAAUCUGAAGUUUUUACGCCACCUGUGUCUGAAAUAAUAGAUAUUAAAACAGUGGAUGAAUGUUUUCUCGGGACUGAAAGAGCAGAUUUGGUAUGCAAAGUAACAAUGCACUUUGAAUAAUCUCAUAGGAUUAUGUUACAUUUAAAAACCCUUUGCCUGUUACAAGAAUCAAUUGAAUUGUUUACCUCACUUUUACAAGUUUCAUUUGGUUGAUCUGUCGUUUAGUGGAUAUAUACUUUUGGUUUAUAUGUUUUGACUGACUAAAUCUAGGUAAAUUCACUGAUGAGGUCUGUAAACUGAUUUAAAAUUGAAAAACAAUGACUCCAGGAGGCAGCUGUCACCUCAUUUAUCACUACAUUAUCUCACAUGGAGUUGGAAGCACUGUUGCUCCAGAUUAAAAUGCACUGGAAUUUAAAAUCUAUUUCCAUAUGUUACACUAUAUAACCUGUUUUAAAGAGCUCGCCUGAGUUGAAGUGGGUUUACCGGUUUUUAGUGUGUGACAGAGCAAAUUGAAUUUGAAGCAAAAAAUCACAAAAAAACAUUAUUCUGAUCAAAAUGGAAAGCCUAAUAUGUAUCAAUAUAUGAUUGUGUAGGAUUUAUGCUAAUAUAUAGCACUGAUGCAUGCUACCCUAUAUGUUCAAGCAGAUUUCUACUUUGUUACAUAUUGCAACUAUAUAGCAACUCUUAUAAUAACCAUUUUAUGGAAGUAAUUUUUUUUGGUAAAUUACACAAUCCAUCUUUCACGAGAUUUAUGUGCUCUGUGCUGGCUGGGGCUGAUUUUACAUGUAAUGUUUUACUGACAAAAGAUGGAAUAUCUGAUUGGGUCUUGUAUCAAUGUAUGAUGUGCAUUUUUUUGUACAUAAAUUAUCCAGUUGUUAAUGCCACUAAUUUGAGCUUUGCUAGUCAUAUGAUUGUGGGACUAAAUGUACUCUGUACAUGCUCUGAUUCUCAGACUGUUUCAGGAUAUGCUCAUUUUUGGCUGUUGAUCAGUUUGUGUUAAAUUAGCUUGUUACAGUUGCUGUUAUAUUUUGUUUAACAGGGUUAUUGACAUGUCAUUCUGCUCCUGAAUUCAAAUGCAAUUUUAUUGCACGUUUUCUUUUUACAGUUUGUUUCUCAAAGGUGUAUUGUUUACCUUGUGGCAUUGCAAUGUGUCACCAAAACUACAAUUUUAAAACUGUACGCUUAUACAUAAAUAGUACAUGAAUUGAACUAACUCCCAGUGUGAAACCAGGACUUUUUGACCUAUAUGAUGUAACCCUGAGAUAUUUAUUACUGUAUUACUGUAUUUGGGUGUAUGAUGUUGCAUCUCUACUGUGUGUCUAUGUGUUGUGUCUUCCACUAUUUGUGUUUAUUUUAAAUAUUUUGUUUGUGUGUACAGUAUAUCUUAAAAUGCGCACUGGACUUGUGUACCAUUUUCCGUUCUCAGGCUGCCUGCUGUGCUGGCUAAACUGCAUAUUUGUGGUGAUGUGUUUGGCUUUAUGAAUAUUGUAUGGUAUAAUGUACAUACUUGAAUAAAGGUAACAAAUGUA
This is a messenger RNA of Triplophysa dalaica, 4448 nucleotides long. RefSeq names its product kinesin light chain 1a (gene klc1a). The coding region runs from base 363 to 2291 and encodes 642 amino acids. Gene Ontology annotation, molecular function: kinesin binding. Lineage: Eukaryota; Metazoa; Chordata; Actinopteri; Cypriniformes; Nemacheilidae. The record is from RefSeq and is a predicted model, not a curated record. The transcript is spliced from 17 exons. Gene Ontology annotation, cellular component: membrane-bounded organelle; cytoplasm; kinesin complex. Gene Ontology annotation, biological process: axo-dendritic transport.